GAAUUCUAACGAAUACAAUUCACAUAACAUGGAAAUUAAUAUUGUCCAUUGAAAGUUCAUUUCUCUCUUCAACUUUUGUCAGAAAAUACAAUAAUAAUAAAUCAAAAAAAGAACAAACUAUGGAAAGAAAAGUUGCUAUUUCAUGGCCAUUUGAUUGUUUUGCUUUAGUGGCAACUGGAGCUACCUUAGGUGUGUUGGCUAUAUUACUUGUUUUAUUCCUAUUACUUUUGUGUCUUCCAUGGCAUAAGUGUGAUCGAUACUGUUCUUGCUGUCGUUGUUGGAUUUUUAGUUCAAAUGAGAAUAUUCACAGACAGUCAGAUGAUGCAUUUCGUGCAGCCAGAAUGCCUGGAGAGUACCCUAUGCCAAUGUUUGACUUCAUCCCACCAUCUGCUUUGCCCAAAUUACCAAACUACGAAGAAUGUUUAAAUACUGGGCCACCAGCGAAUGAUGAAGCUCCACCUCCGCCAACUCCACUUUCUUUUUAUUCAGUUAAUUCAAAUGGUCAAUCAGCUUUACGUCUUACUAUCCACAGUCAACCCGAUUUAGUUGCUCAUAAUCGCAGUUCCCAAGCACUUGCUAGUCCUUUAUCCACACCUCCACCGACUUACUCAUCAACUUGUUUGCAAAGGCCAUCAACGACGAGUCGAAUAGGUGAAGAUACAUCUAGAAUAGUUGAGAACUCAUCUCAUACAACAUCAAGGCAAUUAUCGGUGGACCGUUAAUUAAUUGUUAUCUUAAUAUUUUUCCUCAUUACGGUUUUGUACUCGCAAAAUGAUGGAUUACCUGUCUCUCCCUGUUAUACCUUGUACCAUUCUUUCAGUUGUGGGCGUUUUGAUUUUUCCUUGUUUUAAUUACAAAUAUAGAGAUGAAAAUAUAUUUAUGUGAUCACUGAACAAUAUACUACUACAAUUUUGGUGAGUAGUUAUAAAUCUUAGAGAUAAAAUAAUCAGUUCAGAUUUUUUUCUAGAUAUUUUUUUACCAACCUUUCACAUUCUUUCUCUUUUGAAAUAUUUGACAUAUCAAGGAUUUUCUGAUAAUAAAUAACACAAGCAUAUACUUUUCUGGUUGUCUGCUGUUAUGUAAGAAUAUGAUAUAUAUUGAUAGAUAUUUGUAUCAAA
Molecule: messenger RNA, 1118 nt
Organism: Schistosoma intercalatum
Lineage: Eukaryota; Metazoa; Platyhelminthes; Trematoda; Strigeidida; Schistosomatidae
Source: the annotation of a GenBank genome assembly